Messenger RNA from Plectropomus leopardus (leopard coralgrouper), 413 nucleotides. It is a transcript of the gene bsnd, whose product is annotated as barttin CLCNK type accessory subunit beta. Gene Ontology annotation, biological process: chloride transport. Gene Ontology annotation, cellular component: basolateral plasma membrane. Lineage: Eukaryota; Metazoa; Chordata; Actinopteri; Perciformes; Serranidae. The record is from RefSeq and is a predicted model, not a curated record. Gene Ontology annotation, molecular function: chloride channel regulator activity.
AUGGUCGAGGGGAAACCGUAUCGAUACGGGCUGAUAGCUGCGGGGCUGUGUGUGGCGGCAGUCGGCGGCUUCAUCAUGAUUCAGGAGCAGCCGCACGUCUACGCUGUAAUGUGUGCUUUGGGCUUCACCAUGGUGUGUGUUGGGACUGUGUGGAGCCUUUGCCAGUGCUAUCCUAAGGUCAUUUUGGCUCCUGAGAUUCAGGAAAAAAGACUAGAGGAUGUGAGGUGCACUGCAGCCAGAGCAAGGCAUGCCGAGGCUCUGCCAGGUUUCUGUGGCCAAAAGUCGAGCAGCAGCAGACUUCUUCCUGAAGCCCUGAAGAGCCACAGCUGUCCUACACUGCACCUGGUCUGAAGUAGAGACGCCAUCAUUAGAUGACUCCAAUAAGAGCACUCCACCACGCUGCACUCAGGACA